UCUGAGUUUUGGAGAAGGGGGACCUGGUGUAAAUAAACACGAAUUUCACGUUUUACAGAUAACGACAGCGUUUGGGUGUUAGUGUUUAAGACUGGCUGGGGCCGCAGAGGGAAAAUGUCGAGCGACGGAAACAGAAAACAGUUCUGGAAAAGAAACGCAGCCAAGGUUCCUGGCAGCAUUCAACAUGUAUAUGGCGCACAACAUCCACCUUUCGACCCGCUCCUUCAUGCUAAUCUAAUUAAAGCAGGCAACAAGCCUACUCCGGCGACGCCAGGCAAGCCCAAAAAGGCGACCACCUUCCAGGAGUUUGAGAGCAUCACAAGUGACGCCUGGGAUGUCGGGGAUGAUGAUGAUGAGCUGCUGGCCAUGGCUGCACAAAAUCUUAACAUCGAGGUGGUUAUGGAGACGGCCAAUAAGGUGAUUGAGAAUCACAGCAAGCAGCAGGAGAGACAGAGGCUGGACGACACAACAGAGCUGGAACAUAGAGAAGAGGACACACAGGAGGAGGUAGCGGAGGAGGAAGAGGAGGACGAGGAGGACGAAGAGGACAGGGUGGAGGAGGGAGACGUAACCAGCCCAGAGGUGUCGUUUGCCUCCCAAAGCAGCCCUUAUACUGAUGGCCGCCUGGUGAAGUCCCACAGCGAAGCUCCAAUUGGGUCACCUAAAGAAGCAGCAGGUGAGUGCGCAGCCCUCCACAGACAGCGGUCUCUGCCCCACCGGCCACCCGUCAUCCCACUAGUGGCUCGCAUGGCUGACCAGAACACAUCUGGCACCCCAGCCAUGACUGAGAGAGAGGCGUCCCGUCUGGAUAAGUUCAAGCAGUUGCUGGCUGGGCCCAACACAGAUCUGGAGGAGCUACGGAAACUCAGCUGGUCCGGAAUCCCGCGACAGGUCCGACCGAUUACGUGGAAACUCCUUUCAGGUUACCUGCCAGCUAAUGCAGAGAGGAGAGAGAGCGUCCUACAGAGGAAGAGACAAGAAUAUUUUGGCUUCAUCCAGCAAUACUAUGACUCCCGCAAUGACGAACACCAUCAAGACACAUACAGACAGAUUCACAUUGACAUACCGAGAACUAAUCCUCUUAUUCCUCUUUUUCAACAAGCUUCUGUCCAAGAGAUUUUUGAGCGGAUCCUGUUCAUUUGGGCCAUCCGCCACCCGGCCAGCGGCUACGUGCAAGGCAUCAACGACCUGGUCACGCCGUUCUUCGUGGUCUACGUCUUUGAGUACAUCGAGGAGGAAGUAGAAAACUUUGACGUGUCCAGUCUCCAGGAAGAGGCUCUGAGGAACAUCGAGGCUGACAGUUUCUGGUGCAUGAGCAAACUGCUGGACGGCAUCCAGGACAACUAUACAUUUGCCCAGCCAGGCAUCCAGAGAAAAGUCAAGGCCCUGGAGGAGCUGGUCAGCAGGAUUGAUGAGUCUGUGCACCGCCACAUGCAGCACUACGAGGUGGAGUACCUGCAGUUUGCCUUCCGCUGGAUGAACAACCUCCUGAUGAGGGAGCUGCCACUACGCUGCACGAUCAGACUGUGGGACACCUUCCAGGCUGAACCAGAGGGCUUCUCCCAUUUCCACCUCUAUGUGUGUGCAGCCUUCCUGGUGAGGUGGAGGAAAGAGAUUCUAGAAGAGAGGGAUUUUCAGGGGCUAAUGAUCCUCCUGCAAAAUCUUCCCACAAUGCACUGGGGCAAUGAGGAAGUGAGUGUGCUGCUGGCCGAAGCCUACAGGUUGAAGUUUGCCUUUGCCGACGCGCCCAACCACUACAAGAGAUGAUAAGCGUGGCGCUCUGCAGCUGCUCCCCUCCUCCUCCUCCUCUUCCUCCUCCUCCUCUUAUUCCUCCUUUUCCUUCCCCACAGUCGUCUACUGAACUUAGAGGCCUCUUUUCCUACAAGGAAGGACCUUCCCUUUUCUUAACCUCCCUUUCCCAAAUUGCCCAACGGGCCUUUCAGCUACUAAGAGAUUCGAAUCAGCCAAUGACUGGGAGGACGUGUGGUGUAGCAUUCUAACAUGUUGAUGUGGAGCCUUUUCUUUUUUUUUUAAAUUAUUUUUUUCUCUGAUCAGCUCUGAAAUGUGCACUCCUGCAGUCCAGUGCAGAUCCCUCUUCUUCAUCGUCAAAGACCACACCACAACUUUGUGUCGGAGUUUGGUUCGCUCAAGCUGACACCUCAAAACUACGACCUCAGGCCUGAUGCAGGACCACGAGCCUUUGCUCAGCGCCGCCUGAGGUCUAGUCUGGCUCAGAAGAAUGUUCUUUCCUGCUUACUGUUAUUUCCAAUACCAUGGCAAUACAUUGUUCUUUGUUCCCCGUGGCAAAGAUGUGACCUUUUUUUUUUUUUUUUUUUUU
This is a messenger RNA of Seriola dumerili (greater amberjack), 2338 nucleotides long. RefSeq names its product TBC1 domain family member 22A (gene tbc1d22a). Gene Ontology annotation, biological process: activation of GTPase activity. Gene Ontology annotation, molecular function: GTPase activator activity. The record is from RefSeq and is a predicted model, not a curated record. The transcript has 14 exons. The coding region runs from base 115 to 1767 and encodes 550 amino acids. Lineage: Eukaryota; Metazoa; Chordata; Actinopteri; Carangiformes; Carangidae.